GGAUGAGUCAGACCCAAAGAGAAGAAGGCUGUUGGGGGUGAUUUAACCGACGGCGAGGCAAUCCAUGGGUCCGUAAGGGAAGCCGGGGUGCCGCAGGCCACCUGAAUGAAGCUUAUGGGCUGCUAACUGGAAAGCCAAGGGGUGACGACAGUACUGAGCAAGAUGAACCGCCUAGACGCCUUAAGAGACGACAGGAGUCCCCCGAUUCCUGGAAAAGGAAGCGAGACAGACCCAAAAGAUAAUAAUAAAAAGGAAAGAGAAAGGGCUUCUUCCCUUUGUUUUCUUCCCUCCACCUCCACCCACGUCUCGCCUUUCCUCCGGCCGCCGCAUCCUCAACCCAAGGUGGAACCGGGGCGCGUCGAGACCUUCGCUUUAAAAAUGCCGAUGGAGCUAACGCAAAGCCGCAUCCAGAAAAUUUGGCUCCCGCCCGACAAUCACCCGGCGCUGCCCCAUAGAUCAUGUGGCCCUCAGCUUACCAAUUCCCCCACUGUGAUUGUCAUGGUCGGCCUCCCGGCUCGUGGGAAAACCUACAUUUCCAAGAAGCUGACCCGCUACCUCAACUGGAUCGGCGUCCCGACAAAAGUGUUCAAUGUCGGGGAGUAUCGCCGCGAGGCCGUGAAGCAUUACAGCUCCUACGACUUCUUUCGUCCUGAUAAUGAGGAGGCUAUGAAAGUCCGCAAGCAAUGUGCCUUAGCCGCCCUGCGAGAUGUCAAACUGUACUUGUCCGAGGAAGGUGGCCAGAUUGCGGUUUUUGAUGCUACAAACACCACACGCGAGAGAAGAUCUAUGAUCCUGCAUUUUGCCAAAGAAAAUGGUUUCAAAGUGUUCUUCAUCGAAUCCGUCUGCAAUGACCCGUCUGUCGUCGCUACAAACAUUAUGGAAGUCAAGUUGUCCAGCCCGGAUUAUAAGGACUGCAACUCUGCUGACGCGAUGGAAGAUUUCAUGAAGAGAAUCAGCUGUUACCAAUCGAGCUACCAGCCUAUGGACCCAGACGACUACGACAGAGACCUGUCGCUGAUCAAAGUGAUUGACGUUGGCCGGAGGUACCUUGUGAACAGGGUGCAAGACCACAUCCAGAGUCGAAUCGUCUACUACCUGAUGAACAUCCACGUCCAGCCUCGCACCAUCUACCUGUGCCGGCACGGCGAGAGUGAAUACAACCUCAAGGGGAAGAUUGGGGGAGACUCUGGGCUCUCCUGGAGGGGAAAGAAGUUUUCCAGUGCGUUGAGCCAUUUUGUCCAGGAGCAGAACCUGAAAGACCUCAAAGUUUGGACCAGCCAGCUCAAGAGGACCAUCCAGACGGCAGAGGCUCUUGACCUGCCCUACGAGCAGUGGAAGGCCCUGAAUGAAAUUGACGCUGGUGUGUGCGAAGAGCUAACCUACGAUGAAAUCAAGGAAAAGUACCCUGAAGAAUAUACUCUGCGGGACCAGGACAAAUACUACUACCGCUACCCAUCGGGAGAGUCCUACCAGGAUCUUGUGCAGCGCCUGGAGCCCGUUAUCAUGGAGCUGGAGAGGCAGGAGAACGUCCUCGUCAUCUGUCACCAGGCCGUGAUGAGAUGCCUCUUGGCCUACUUCCUUGACAAGAGUGCAGCGGAAAUGCCUUACUUGAAAUGUCCUCUCCACACAGUGCUAAAGCUGACCCCUGUGGCAUAUGGCUGCAGAGUUGAAUCCAUCUGCUUGAAUGUUGAGGCUGUGAACACCCACCGGGACAGACCAGAGGUGAGGGGCUUCUGGCUGCCCCUUGGGGCCCCCUCUUCCUCCCCCUGUGUAGUUGGAAAGGAGUUGGGUAGACACCUGUGUUGUAGGAAACCGCUCAAAGAUGGACCCCCUCUUUUUGAUGCAAAGAAGGGACCUAACACCCUCAUGAGGCGCAAUAGCGUCACCCCUCUAGCGAGCCCAGAGCCCACCAAAAAACCUCGCAUCAACAGCUUUGAGGAGCAUGUGGCUGAUUCUGCUUCCGCUGCCCUGCCCAUCUGUAUGCCCCAGGAGGUGCCCGCCCAGAUGCCCGGACAAAACAUGAGCACGACCCGCACACAGUCUUGAGUUUCUCCAGGCGAUGUUUAGGAAGGCGGAAGAGCGCGGACGGAAGGAAACUCAGCCCGCUUGUGUCGCCCCGCUCCGAAGCUUGCGUCUGCCUGUGUGUGUGAUCUCCAUUCAACGCGAGGCUAUUCCCUUCUCGAUCUCCAUAAGCUGAUCAUCUGCCUGUUGCGUAUCGGACUCUGUUGCGUAUCGGACUCGACACGAUGGUGUUUUUUGGGGGUGGGUGGGGAAUAGGGGAUACACAAGAGAGGAAGGGAAGGAGAAGGAACAUCGCUUUAGAAUGCAAAACGGAGGUUCAUGAAGUUGGUUGCUUUUCCACCACCACUUUUUGAGAUUUUGGUAGACUAAAGUGUCAUCCUCUGCAGCAUCCUUGCGUCCCCUGAGUUGUUUUAUUAUUAUUUCUAAAGUGACACAGUUGCCUUGCAGAGAAGAAAGAAGAAAAAAACUGGACACUGUGCUGCUUUCUCAGCCUUUGUAAAUAAACGGAUGUUGGUUCUUGGGGUCUGUGUGGAGAGGGGAGGGCAUGGGGAGCAUAAAAGCACCUUUUGCGACACCUGCAUGUCUGCUUUUAAUUUUGCCACUUUGCACUUCUCUCCCUCUCUCCUUUUUUUACAGCUACAAAAACAAAGCACACCCACACAUACCCCGGAUAUCAGAGAGGGAUUUAAGGAUAGUUCUGUUGUUCUUUUGCAGCCAGUUCUGUAGCCACUUGCCGGCACCAUAGCCACUGGCUUUGUUAGGGUGGCCGAGUGUGAUUUUAACAGAGUGGGAAAGUGUUAGGAGUGCAGGACUUUACAAGCCACGCUUAGGAUUAGCGGCACAAGGGUAAGCAACCUGGUGCCGGCUAGGUGUUGCUGGACUACAACUCUAAUCAUCCCUGCCCUUUGCCUUUGUUUGCCUGGGCUGGUGGGAGUUGUAGUCCGGCAACAUCCCGAUGGCUGCCUGUGGAGUGGGAGAGCGAGCAAUGACCCCGUAGGAAUAAAGGGGGCAGGUCAGUUUCAGAAAGGUGGGUCAGCAACGCCUGCAGUGCCUACUUUGGCCCACGGCAAAAUCCAUGUGUGUUUGUGUGUGUGAUCUUUUAAAAAAAUUAAGAGCUGCUCUUGGCUGAGAAGUUGCGUCCGUAGCAUGCAAGGUGGGUUCUACAUGUGUGCAAGCAGUUGAAAAGACUCUCUUUUGCCUUUUGAAAAAGCAUUGGGUGGUUUUGAGCGUUAGUCAUGCACCUGUUGGAACAAACAGACAUGACUUAACUGCUGCUCAUUUCAGUGUGGCUCACCUGGAAUAAAACCCCAUUUUCUCCCUUUGAGUGUGUGGGUUCUCCUGUUGCUUCUCCUAUCCCUCAGCCCCUUCUGCUAGGAUUUUAUCCUUUAUCAGAGGAAGCGUGGCUUUAUUUUGCACAUAGCAAGUGGUAUGUUCCCCCCCCCCUUCCUGCCCCAACUAGGUGUGGUUUGCAUUUACCUACGCCUUGCGUAGUGGGAAAAAACAUUUUACACAAACUUGUCUUUCGCUUGGUUUUAUAUAGCAUGAAUUGG
Podarcis raffonei (Aeolian wall lizard) is the source of this 3572-nucleotide messenger RNA. RefSeq names its product 6-phosphofructo-2-kinase/fructose-2,6-biphosphatase 3 (gene PFKFB3). Gene Ontology annotation, molecular function: ATP binding; 6-phosphofructo-2-kinase activity; fructose-2,6-bisphosphate 2-phosphatase activity. Gene Ontology annotation, cellular component: cytosol. The record is from RefSeq and is a predicted model, not a curated record. Lineage: Eukaryota; Metazoa; Chordata; Lepidosauria; Squamata; Lacertidae. The transcript has 17 exons. Gene Ontology annotation, biological process: fructose 2,6-bisphosphate metabolic process; fructose metabolic process. The coding region runs from base 163 to 2046 and encodes 627 amino acids.